This is a messenger RNA of Aspergillus tubingensis, 939 nucleotides long. RefSeq names its product thioesterase family protein. Lineage: Eukaryota; Fungi; Ascomycota; Eurotiomycetes; Eurotiales; Aspergillaceae. Gene Ontology annotation, cellular component: peroxisomal matrix. Gene Ontology annotation, biological process: acyl-CoA metabolic process; fatty acid catabolic process. The coding region runs from base 1 to 939 and encodes 312 amino acids. Gene Ontology annotation, molecular function: fatty acyl-CoA hydrolase activity. The transcript has 4 exons. The record is from RefSeq and is a predicted model, not a curated record.
AUGGAUACCAAUAUACAAGCAAUCCCUGGACUAGAGAAGGCUUUUGCUGUGAGGCCGUCCUCGGACGAUAACAAUGACAUUUUCACUAACGUACAUUCUCUGUGGUGUCCGCUCGGACUCAAUGCCGUAUUUGGAGGCGUCCUCAUGUCUCAAGCCCUUAAUGCGGUAAUGCAGCGAGUCUCGCCUUCCUCUAUCGUCCACAGCAUGCAUUGCCACUUUGUCAAGGCCACCAGGGUCGGGACCCCUGUUUUUUAUCAUGUGAGCCGAGUGAGUCAGGGCAAAGCAUCCAGUGUUUACACUGUAUCUGCAAGGCAAAAUGAUCAUGAUGUCCUCAUCGUAACCGUGAGCUUUAGACGGGCCUCAGCCCCAGUUGGAAAUGUCUUGAAACAUGCAGUUCCAAAGCCUGAAUUAGCGCUGGAUGAUGAGAUGGAACCCCAUCGCUAUGGUGAAGGCACUGCGAGAUCUCUGUUUGAGUUCAAGAUGGCAACGGCUUCCAUCGGAAAAGGUGACUCCGAUCCCGAGACCAAGUACUUCAGACGCAUUGUUCGCGCACAAAGUAAUUUGGCUAGGCCAAGUGGCAGCAACGAGCAUUUGCUUGCCCUGGUAUGUAUGACAGAUACGUAUACUGCUGGAACGGUCGGGAGAGCCCAUGGUAUACCAGUAUAUACUAGAUUCAACGCCGGUUUGAAGGACGGAAAUCCUCAAGCACAGGUGGCCUUCAAGGCACUGUCCACUGUAGCUCAUACCAUUCACUUUCACAACGUGGAUCAUGUCUGUGUCAACCAGUGGAUGACGGAAGAGCUGCAUUGUCCUUGGGCUGGACACGAACGUGGCCUGGUAAUAUCACGUGUAUGGUCAUCAGAUGGAGUCUUACUGGCUACUUGCUCUCAAGAGGUUUUAGUUCGACUCCCCCAGGACAAUAUCCCAGCAAGGCUGUAA